CAAGGAUGCCAACCCCCAACUCCUCCACUUCUUCAGCCAAAGGCUUCCGCAGGGCGGUGUCAGAGCUGGACUCCAAGCAAGCUGAGGCCAUCAUGUCUCCACGAUUCAUCGGUAGACGGCAGAGCCUCAUUGAAGAUGCAAGGAAGGAGAGAGAAGCUGCAGCAGCAGCAGCAGCCGCCACCGCCACUGAUGCUGCAGAGUCCACAGAAACAAUUGUCUUUGAGGAGAAAGAUGGGAAGGCCAUGUUGAACCUUUUCUUCAUGCUUAAGGGAGUGAAGACUUCAUCGCUAUCUCAUGCACUUAAAGUGUUUGAGACAUUUGAAGCUAAAAUUCACCACCUGGAGACAAGGCCCAGCAGGAAGCUUCGGACAGGGACCACUGAGCUGGAAUAUUUUGUACGGUGUGAAGUCCAUAGCUCCGAUGUUAGCACUCUCAUGAGCUCCAUCAGAAGGAUGUCAGAAGAUGUGAGGCACACCAAGGAAGACAAGUUUUACUGGUUUCCAAGAAAAAUCUCUGAACUGGACAAGUGUCACCACUUGGUCACCAAGUUUGACCCAGACUUGGAUUUGGAUCACCCGGGAUUCUCUGACCAAGCAUACCGGCAGCGAAGGAAAAUGAUAGCAGAAAUUGCCUUCCACUAUAAGCACGGGGAGCCAAUUCCUAGAGUGGAGUACAGGGCAGAUGAGAUAGCUACAUGGAGGGAGGUUUACACCACACUGAAGAGUCUGUACCCAACUCAUGCCUGCAAAGAGCACCUGGAGGCCUUUCACCUGCUAGAGAGAUUCUGCGGCUACAGCGAGAACAACAUUCCUCAACUGGAGGAUGUCUCCCGCUUCCUGAAAGAGAGAACUGGGUUCCAGCUCCGACCUGUGGCUGGUCUGCUGUCUGCACGUGACUUCCUAUCCAGCUUGGCCUUCAGGGUAUUCCAGUGCACACAGUACAUCCGCCAUGCAUCCUCACCCAUGCACUCCCCAGAGCCGGACUGUUGUCACGAACUUCUGGGGCACGUACCGAUGCUAGCCGACAGGACGUUCGCACAGUUCUCCCAGGAUAUUGGACUGGCAUCGUUGGGAGCCACUGAGGAAGAGAUUGAGAAACUUGCAACACUCUAUUGGUUUACAGUGGAGUUUGGGCUCUGCAAACAGAAUGGAAUAAUCAAAGCUUAUGGAGCUGGGCUCCUCUCCUCCUAUGGGGAGCUGAUACACUCCUUGUCGGACGAGCCAGAGGUCCGGAACUUUGAUCCAGAUGCUGCUGCUGUUCAGCCCUACCAGGAUCAGAACUAUCAGCCAGUGUAUUUUGUAUCUGAAAGCUUCAAUGAUGCCAAAGACAAACUCAGAAGCUAUGCUGCUCGCAUCAAGCGACCCUUCUCAGUGAAAUACGAUCCAUACACCCACAGCAUUGAGCUCCUGGACAACUCGCAGAAGAUCCACCACUCUCUGGAGAAUGUGAGGGACGAGCUUCACUCCUUAAUUGAUGCGUUGAAUAUUAUCAGUUAAUAUGAAAACCAUGUUCUUUCUCUCCCCUCUGCCACUGGGUGCUUCGUCCUUUCACCAUCACAGAGAUGGCCCCUGCUCUGGCACUUUGCCACUGUGCUUUCAGCCAGGUCCUGGGCAAUAGUUUCAACCCAUUCUCUCUUAGGGUUUGUACUGCUGCCCACCACCAUUGUAUCCCCACGGUCAUUUAAAGACUGAUGUUUGUAUUUUGAGAUGAUCCAGUUUGAAUGGAAGAUGGAAGGGUUAAGGGCCUGAUCCAAAGCCUACUGAAGUCACUGAGAGUCUUCUUAUUGCCUACCAUGGGCUUUGGGUCAGUCCCCAAUACAGUGUCACACUACAGUCAUUAUACGUGAGCUGUGGGUCAUAGACUUAAGUGCAAUUAAUGGAAUUAAGGGCAUAAGAAGUCAGGAGUCUAUUACAAAUAUUGGACAUAAGGGAUUUUUCAUUUAAGAUCCCACAGGAAACAUGUUCAUUUAAUUAAAAAAAAAUUCCAAUAGCAGCUUCAUGAAGAAGCAACUGCCCUGUAUUAAAUCCCCCUUGAGGGCAAAAAGGCUUCUAAGUAAAUCCUACCAGCUCUAGGUCCUCCCAGGUGGAAGUGAACUCCUGAGCUAUAUUAACCACAACCAGCACUCCAGAACUGGAGCAGACUUCUGAGUAAACUGAACUCCCAAUGUGGAGUGACCUUCUUGGGCCUAGUAGCCAGUUUUAUAGAUCCUUAGCCCCACCCCUAAUAGAAUCUGGCCAAUAAGCCCUUUCCAUCCUACCCAAAAUGGAGUCUCACAGCUAGUAGCAAAGAGUCUUUUCUAGCUCCAAGGAAAACUGCAUCAACACGUUAGCCCAAGCUAUAAAUACUUAAAAUAUAUUUUCCCUAGGAUAAAGACAAUUAGAAGGAGGGCAGGAAAAACCAACCCUUCAGUGGAGCUCUGUUUUCCUACCUUCCAUUGGGACUCAUUAAGGAGUUUUAAUGCAAACACCACACAUCACCCAUUUAACCUAUUCUCAGACUUACUCUGAGGGGGCCUCCAUGCUCUGCUUGCUCAGUUACAGAGAGAUAAUAACCCAAAAGGCUAUGCUAGUCUUCAUUCUACCAGUGAGGGUACUCAUUCCAACAGGGAGGAGUUUAAUUAUUUUACAUUGUUCAACUACAGGAAACAACUAAAUAUAUAUAGUUACUGCAGCUGCAUUGUCCCAUUUCUCUCCCCUCCCAGCAAGCAAGCAGGCUGGGUAAGGAGAACAUCCAGGGGUCGAAGGUGCCUUAGCAGGAGUGUCUUUGAUUCAGCAAAGUACUUAAGCACGUGCUUAACGUUAAGCACGUAGGUAAUCCCAUCAGUGGUAAUCUUUGUAUUGACUUCAGUUGUGUUGGAUAACACCCACCAUGAAAUUACUCAGGUGCUUAAAGUUAAGCAUGUUCCUAAGUGCUCUGUGGGCCCAGAUCUGGAAGCUACAGUGCCAUUUCCCCAGACUUCAUGACAUGUGCAGGCAGUUUGUAUAAAAAUGACCUGGAGAAUGAACGAGCAACUGGUCACUGUUUUAACUCUCCUUUAAAUGAAGCAUGCUGGGAGUAGGAGUUCUGGGGAAGGGAAGAGGAAGAAGAUACAAAGCCUUUAUCUGAUUCAGCCUUUAGUUUAUUCACUGAUAUUCAUCAUGCCUCGAUGAAUGGUUCUCUCAUUGUU
Messenger RNA from Chelonoidis abingdonii (Abingdon island giant tortoise), 3166 nucleotides. It is a transcript of the gene TH, whose product is annotated as tyrosine hydroxylase. NCBI's taxonomy places the organism in Eukaryota, Metazoa, Chordata, Testudines, Testudinidae. Gene Ontology annotation, biological process: dopamine biosynthetic process from tyrosine. The record is from RefSeq and is a predicted model, not a curated record. Gene Ontology annotation, cellular component: cytoplasm; perikaryon; axon. Gene Ontology annotation, molecular function: iron ion binding; tyrosine 3-monooxygenase activity.